This is a messenger RNA of Salvia miltiorrhiza (redroot sage), 1716 nucleotides long. RefSeq lists its product as uncharacterized. Gene Ontology annotation, molecular function: protein dimerization activity. The record is from RefSeq and is a predicted model, not a curated record. The transcript has a single exon. The coding region runs from base 1 to 1716 and encodes 571 amino acids. NCBI's taxonomy places the organism in Eukaryota, Viridiplantae, Streptophyta, Magnoliopsida, Lamiales, Lamiaceae.
AUGGGAAAAAAUGUGCUUUUAAAGUACACAGCUUCUUAUAAUGAAGAGGUAGCUUCAGUGGUAUUAGAAAAUGCUUCUAAAAAUGCUUCAUAUACUUCUCAUUCAAUUCAGAAAGAGAUCUUAUCUGUCUAUGCAAGCAAAAUUCAGAAGUUCAUUCGAGCUGAGAUUGGUGAUGAAAAGUUCUGCAUCAUAGUAGAUGAAUCUCGAGAUGAAUCCAAAAGAGAACAGAUGGCUAUUAUUUUGAGAUUUGUGGAUAAAGAUGGGUUUGUUCGUGAAAGAUUUUUCGACAUAGUUCAUGUGGAAGACACCAAGGCAGCAACUCUGAAAAACAAAAUAAGUGAAGUUCUUUCUUAUCAUAAUCUCAGCAUUCAAAGCAUUCGAGGACAAGGAUACGAUGGUUCUAGUAACAUGAGAGGAGAAUGGCAUGGUUUGCAGGCUCUAUUUUUGAAUGAGUGCCCGUAUGCAUAUUACAUUCAUUGUUUCGCUCAUCGACUACAGCUGAUAUUAGUUGCUACAUCUCAAAAAGUUAUUCCUAUUGAGCACUUUUUUUCCCAGCUUCUUAUUAUUAUUAAUGUAGUUGAUUCUUCUGCGAAGCGCCAUGAUCAACUGCAAAUUGCGCAGGCUAUUCGAAUUGAAGAGUUGACUUCAACCAAUCAGCUUGAAACUGGUAGAGGAAAAAAUCAGAUUGGAAGUUUACAACGUCCAGGUGAUACACGAUGGAGCUCUCAUUUGAACUCUAUGCACAGCUUACUUAAGAUGUUUGAUUCUGUUCUUGUGGUACUUGGUGAGAUCAUAAAUGAUAGAAGUGCUGCUUCUAGGGCUGUAGCUGAUAAAGCUUAUGAUGUGAUGAUGUCCUUUGAAUUUGCAUUUGUCUUGCAUUUUCUUAUUGAUUUGUUGGGAAGAGCAAAUGAUCUUUGUAGAAUGUUGCAGUGCAUAUCCCAAGAUAUUGUUAAUGCAAUCGAUGCAGUAUCGAAUACAAAAGAGAUCAUCCAAAAAUUCCGAGAAAAUGGUUGGAGUGGGUUACUAGAAAAGGUGAAGAGGUUUUGUGAGCAGCGAGAUAUUGAAAUUCCUGACAUGAAUGGUGUGCGUCGAUCAAGUAGAGGUCGUGCUCCGAACAAUCUUGUCACGUGGGAGCACCAUUAUCGAGUCGACAUCUUCUAUGGAACAAUAGAUUGCAUAUUGCAAGAAUUGGGAUUUAGAUUCAAGGAAGAUGCAAUUGAGUUGUUAAAGUUGAGUUCAUCUUUGGAUCCACGACGUGGGUAUGAAUUGUUUAGUAUUGAUGAUAUUUGCAAGCUAGUUGAGAAGUACUAUCCGGCUGAUUUUUCAAGUCAAGAUAAGCUGCAUCUUAAGUAUCAACUCGAACUUUAUGAGCUUGACAUUCGAAAAAGUGCACAUUUUCAACAUGUUGAGACACUUCCUGAAUUAUGUCAACUAUUAUCAAAGACAGGUAAGUCAGCCAUUUACUAUCUUGUUGACAGGUUGAUUAGACUUAUUUUGACUCUUCCGGUUUCAACGGCAACAUCAGAACGUGCAUUCUCCGCCAUGAAAAUUGUGAAGACAAGUUUGCGGAAUAAAAUGGAAGAUGACUUCUUGUCUAGUUCUCUGAUAAUGUUUAUCGAGAGAGAAAUAGCUCAGAGCUUUGAUGUUGACUCAAUUAUAGAUGAGUUUGAUCUCAUGAAAACUCGUAGAUCGCAACUUAAAAUUGGUUGCAAGUGA